Messenger RNA from Dichotomopilus funicola, 1215 nucleotides. RefSeq lists its product as uncharacterized. The transcript has 4 exons. Lineage: Eukaryota; Fungi; Ascomycota; Sordariomycetes; Sordariales; Chaetomiaceae. The record is from RefSeq and is a predicted model, not a curated record. Bases 1 to 1215 code for a protein of 404 amino acids. Gene Ontology annotation, molecular function: identical protein binding; glucosamine-6-phosphate deaminase activity. Gene Ontology annotation, cellular component: cytoplasm. Gene Ontology annotation, biological process: N-acetylglucosamine catabolic process; N-acetylneuraminate catabolic process; D-glucosamine catabolic process.
AUGAGGUUCUUCAUCAGGGACGACGCGCCGGCCGCCAGUGCCCACGUUGCCUCUUACAUUGUUGAGCGUAUUAAUCACUUUGGUCCCACACCUGCACAUCCCUUCGUAUUGGGGUUGCCAACGGGAAGCACACCACUUGGAGUCUACAAGAUACUCGCAGACAAAUACAAGGCUGGCGAGGUGUCCUUCGAAAAUGUCGUCACUUUCAACAUGGAUGAGUACAUCGGAAUUCCCAGGGACCACCCUGAGAGCUACCACACCUUCAUGUGGAAGCACUUCUUUUCUCACGUGAACAUCCACCCCAGCAACGUGCACAUCCUCGAUGGCAACGCUCCCAACCUUGAGGCCGAGUGCGUUGAGUACGAAGCCAAGAUCCAGGCUGCUGGAGGCAUCGACCUCUUCCUCGCCGGCAUGGGUGAGGACGGCCACAUUGCCUUCAAUGAGCCCGGUUCUAGCCUGGCGUCCCGUACUCGUGUCAAGACCCUUGCAUAUGGAACCAUCCUCGCCAACAGCCGCUUCUUCGAUGACGACCUGGACCAGGUCCCAAAGAUGGCCCUGACGGUCGGUGUCCAGACGGUCCUUGAGGCCCGUGAAGUUGUGGUACUUGCCCUCGGUGCACGCAAAGCCCUGGCACUGCAACGAUGCAUCGAGCAGGGCGUCAACCAUAUGUGGACGUUGUCUGCUCUGCAGUUGCACCCUCACUCGAUGAUUGUCUGCGAUGAAGACGCCACACUGGAACUGCAGGUCAAGACGGUCAAGUACUUCAAAGACAUCGACCAAGUCGCCCGCGCCGAGGGUUUCGAACAGAUUCUCCCCUCCAAGGUCCGCACAGGCCCAUCCAAAGUCCCAACCACAAUUAUCACAGACGAAUUCCCGGCACCCACCAUCCUCUCCCCGCAGCCCACCACCUCCCGUCUCCUCCGCGCCACCCCGGCCACCGAGUACCCCCUCCGGUCCCGGUCCCCUUCCCCCGACGCCUCCUCGGCGCGUCAUCUCCUCGCCACGCCGGAGACCGAGUACACCCAGAACACGGAGUACUCGAUGUACUCGCGGGCUUCCACACCGGAUCUCAUGCCGGACAGCAUGGCCUCGCGGAUCGGUGACCCUGCGCUCCUGAGGCGGGCCACGCCCAACCCGGACUCGCAGCGGCUGACGCCGCGGGCGGUGUCGCCGAACCUGAGUGCGGUCCCUAGGACGAAUGGUAUCAAGGUCUAA